AAUACUCGUGCGUUUGUUUAUAUUGAAGUAUUGCAUUCUGAAUCGUACUUGCCUUUGCCUACAUUAGGUAUUGAACGAAAAUGGUUUAAAAUCCUCUUUGGUCUUUGCUUGCAUAUAUUUCCCAUCAAACAUCAGAUCAUUAUCCUAUCCUUUCCUUCAUUUGUACUCUGCACUCUGCACAAGCUCCUGCAUACAAUACUACACCACAUUGGCAGGGACAAAGAAUUAGAACGCUCGUCCCCGCUUCGUUUACGACAUCAUUCCUCCAAUACUUUCACCCAUAAAGCCUCACUUCCUCCCCGGUUUAUUUCGAAAUUAACUUACAAUGUCCUCGUAGCCAGACGACAAGGAGCAGAACCAAAGGCUCCAUUCACACACCAUUCAUCAUGCCCAUUUUUCAAGAUGACCUCGGCGACGGCCGAGAGAUAUUACCCAUUCAAAAAUCGAAAAUGUCACCUCCCUCUAUGACGCCACCGUGGAAAAGAACGAUUAUGAGGAAAGAUAGCGAGGAAAGCAUUAGGACAGAUUUAUGUGAAGGCCCUGUGCCAGACACUCCGGAGGAAUCAAAACAUACACCGAGUUUGGGGUUGGAUCCAAGCUUCAAUUUAUACAAUGGCACAUCAGAUAGAGGCGAGUUUAUGGGGAGGUUGAAAAGGGGCGAAAGUCCGAAUUGGUUACCGAAUUACAAUGUAUGUGAAUCAUCAAACGCUGGUUCUUGCCAUGUUGUAUUGACGGUGAAUACAGUUUGAGUCCCUACUUCGUAGCCAGAGCGCGAAAACUCCCCCUCGAAAGACUUCCUCGAAUCAAACAAAAUCACCUCCUCUAUUGCCAUCUGCCGAAAUAUCCAAUAUUGUGAGACCAUCUUCGGUAGAUAAACAGAGAUCUCAAGCUGGUCUAGAAAUUGAACGACCAAGAUCCGCUUUACACAGUGGGGAUUUUACGGAUGGGCCACAACACAUAUCUGGUGGUUUAGGGCAGGAUAUAAAGAAUUUUGGUACAGGAAAUUUACCAUGGCUUGCUACAUCUCCUCCGCGAAACUUUACUCCUUUUCAACUCGAUCCUCGGUUUCCAUCGGUGGAUAGACUCGAACCAGAUCUGAGGUCAAGGACUCGCGCUCCAUCAUUGUCCUCCUCACUCUCUUCGAGCUUUGUACUCAAAGCACCAACAAGUCCUUUAGUACAAUCAGAGAGUAACGACGAUUUAGAAUUUAGUUCGCAUUUAAAUCCAAUAGACAUCAGUCCUGGGACACCCAGAACUAAUUCAAGAUGUCAUACUUCACAAGUUUCACAUUCAAUACGUUCAAAUCCCUCUAUACCGACGUCCGCUUCAUUUAACAAACCUUUACCGAGUCUCAGGAGAGAUAAUUCAUACCCUUACCAAGCCCAUCAACCCAGGAAAUCCGUCGCUUCUAACACGGUGCCACACUCGACUUCUUCCCCACAAACACCAGUUUUCUCCCGGUCAAGGAGACCUUCAUUUUCUGACGUAUCACCUUUGCAUGCUUCAAUGGUCGGUUCAUACGAAGAGAGUAUUCUCCGGGGGCGAAUGUCCACUACGCCUUCAAAGCCACUUGACUUUGUUGCUCAGAUAGGGGUGCUGGGUUUCGGAAAAUGCAAAUCGAGCCUGAAAUGUCCAGCCCAUGUGACCUUGCCCUUUCCAGCAGUAUUUUAUGACUAUGAGUCCACGAAUCAUGGUCGAAGAGGAAAGUCUGAAGAUGGGCCUAGUCCGUACGUUGGUUGUAUUGAUCUAGAAAAUGGGCUACCUAGUCCUGAAAAGGCGAAGGAUAAUCAAAAGAGGAGGAGAAAUGCCACCCUGGAUCGAACACAUAUGGAUGAUUUUGAGCCCGACCCUCAAAAUUCAGGACAAGUCUCGGAACGAGAAUUACGUAGGGCAGAAAAACAAAAACGUCGAUCAACUUCCCCGCGGGCACCGCCGGGUGGUAGCUACCGUAUCCCCGAAAAGGGCCAAUUACAAAUAAUCAUCAAGAAUCCUAACAAAACAGCUGUCAAACUGUUUCUCGUCCCAUAUGAUCUUAAGGGUAUGGAACCGGGCACGAAGACGUUCAUUCGUCAGCGUAGCUACUCUGCUGGGCCAAUAAUUGAUUCGGCACUUUCCUCCUCGUCUCAUUUAUUAGCACCGACCAUCGAUCCACUCGCUGAAAGAUCCACCCUCCGCUAUCUCGUCCAUAUUCAUAUUUGUUCUCCAACUCGAGGUCGCUACUAUCUUUACAAAAGUAUCCGUGUCGUCUUCGCCAACCGUGUGCCGGAUGGCAAAGAAAAAUUACGUAAUGAAAUCACAUUCCCAGAACCGAGAUUUACUACUUACAAGGCAGUACGGGAUUCGAAUUUUGGGGCUGCGGGCGCGGUAUUGGCAGCGGAGAAGGCAUUUCGAAGGAGGAGCUCGGGUUUUCCUCUGGGUGGAAAUAAGAAUUUUGAUUUUGGGGACGAUGAUGGUGGAUCGAGAGGAGUGGUGAAUCCUAUUCCUUUUCAGUUCCCUUCAAGGAGGGUUACGAUGGACAUGGAGAGAAACCUUGGCCCGCUAGAUUUAGAGUCGGGGCAAUCAUCAAAAUCUUCAGAGACUCUGAGACCAGGCACAGCGUUUGGGGAGAUAGCAAUGGGUGGAAUGGAUGUGGGUGCUGGUAUGGGUUCCUAUGAUAAGUUGAGUGAAGGAGAUCCGGGUUACGGUCGUAAUGCAUACUCGUCUGCAAGAGUAAAUAGUUCUGGUAGAGAGGGGAGGCAAUCUCCAGCUGAAGGUUUGUUGGCAACGAGAUUGAGGGAGUUGGGCGUAGGGUUAUCGAUAAAGAUGAAUGGAGGGGAUGGAGGGAAAGCGGGACCUGGAAGAAAGGAUAUGAAUGGUGGUUUGAUUUGAACCAUUAGGCAUAUGGAAAUUGGUGGCAUCUUGUGAUUUCAUGUCAUAUAAACCAGGUAUUGGUUUGAGCUUGGCUCGGCUUGGCUUUAUCUUUUGGAUAUUAUUAUAUAUCAGCAUGGCAGCAUUGCAUAGGAGUGAAAUAGGAAUCGUUUGGUAUGGUAUGGUAUAGCCUGGUUUUUUGGCUGGAUCGGAUAGGAUCGGAUGGAUGGGUUAGGAUAGAAUAUAACUUUGAAUUAUGGGUGGAUAUCCUGGUAGAUAGAUUACAUCUCGGAUGUUCAUUUCUUCUUUAUAUUACUUGAGUAAAAUAGUGUAGCGUAGCGUAUAUCGAAU
Messenger RNA from Sclerotinia trifoliorum, 3198 nucleotides. The record is from the annotation of a GenBank genome assembly. NCBI's taxonomy places the organism in Eukaryota, Fungi, Ascomycota, Leotiomycetes, Helotiales, Sclerotiniaceae.